AUGGGCGAUGUGGCAAUCGACUCGGGCGUGGGUGAAAGGGGAGCCAUUGUCGAACCUGUCGAUGAAGACAUUGGCGGGUCUGGUCCGGCCGGAGAAAGGGUAGUAGAUGUUGAGAAUUUCCGCAAUGGAGAGCUUCAGGUGCUGGACGAUGGCGUCGGAAGGGUGGGGAUUCGGAUUGGCGUCAAGAAUGGCUUAGAAGAAAAUGAUUGA
This is a messenger RNA of Linum trigynum, 210 nucleotides long. Lineage: Eukaryota; Viridiplantae; Streptophyta; Magnoliopsida; Malpighiales; Linaceae. The record is from the annotation of a GenBank genome assembly.